AUGUCACACGCGGUCAUCGAAUUCCUGGCGGAACUGUUUCAAGUGCGGAUACAAGUAGUCUCCGCCCAGGAAGAUCUCGUGUACACUACCCACAUCAGCAUCUGCUAUGCGCACAAGACAACCAACGGAGAACAGCUCAAGCUCUACACCGAGAAAUACCGGGCUGCCGCCAAGACGGCCAAAAAGACAGCAGUCAACAUCUUGGACUUUGUGAUGCCUCUGCGCACCCAGAGGAAAGAUCCCCCCUACGACAGUUUCUCCAGGCAGGACUUCGCCAAGGAGAGCAAUCGCGUUGACGCAGUACAACUGAAACCCAAAAAGGAUCGUGCGGGGAAGGAGCAGUUCACGCUCAUCCCCGAGUUCCAGCACUACGUGAUGACGAAGGACAACAAGCUUAAGCGCAGCUCGGCCGCACCCCCUUUGUUGAUCAUCGCCCUCUUGGACCCACAGUUCAAACACAAGCAGCGGGGAUAUGCCAUCCUACACAAAGAGACGGACUGCGCGGAUUACCCUCCGACGGCCUACAUCUUCUAUCCUCAGCAGAAGAGUUGCCAGCCAGUCUUCUCCUUUGCCUAUCCAGCUCCCGACGCCAAGCGAGGCAGACCAGAGUAA
This is a messenger RNA of Acanthamoeba castellanii str. Neff, 612 nucleotides long. RefSeq lists its product as uncharacterized. The record is from RefSeq and is a predicted model, not a curated record. NCBI's taxonomy places the organism in Eukaryota, Discosea, Longamoebia, Acanthamoebidae. Bases 1 to 612 code for a protein of 203 amino acids. The transcript has 2 exons.